This is a messenger RNA of Pocillopora damicornis (cauliflower coral), 1456 nucleotides long. Its product is annotated as NSFL1 cofactor p47. The record is from RefSeq and is a predicted model, not a curated record. Gene Ontology annotation, molecular function: ubiquitin binding. Gene Ontology annotation, biological process: proteasome-mediated ubiquitin-dependent protein catabolic process; membrane fusion; autophagosome assembly. Lineage: Eukaryota; Metazoa; Cnidaria; Anthozoa; Scleractinia; Pocilloporidae. Gene Ontology annotation, cellular component: cytosol; nucleus.
AUUCAAUAUGGCGGACGAAGAAAGAAAUCGGAUGGUCGCUGAAUUUUCCGGAGUAACUGAUGCUGACGCUGAACGCGCAAAGUUUUAUUUAGAAUCAUCCGGCUGGGAUCUUCAUGUUGCACUUAGUAGUUUUUAUGACACAAUGGGAGAAGAUGACGAGAACAUAGGGGCUGAAACUGAACAAGCCCAGGAGCAGCCAAGUACCAGAUCAAAGCACACUCCUACAGGGCGAAACAUUGCUUCCCUUUCAAGCAUGCAAGCAACAGAAAAUGCUGACAGUGAUGAUGAAGAAGGACAAGCAUUUUAUGCUGGAGGCUCAGACACAAGUGGACAGCAAAUUCUUGGUCCACCAAGAAAGAAACAAACAUCGAAUGAUAUUACUCAGGGCAUAUUUGAUGAUGCAAAGAGACAUGGAGCAGAAGUUGUUGCUGACGAGGAUGUGGUUGGUAGCCAAGGAGCCAGGCACCAGCCUGCAUUUAAGGGUGCAGGUUACCGUCUUGGAGAUACAGAAGGGGACAGUUCACAGCCCCUCCCUGAAACACUAUCAUUCAGGGCAGAUGCACCACAACAACCUACAGAAGUCGCUUUAAAGUUCUGGUCUAAUGGAUUUUCAGUGGAUGAUGGACCUCUGAGGUCGUUUGAUGAUCCAGCUAACAAGCAGUUCCUGGAUUCUGUCAGACGAGGCGAAAUUCCACAGGAGUUAUUAAGAUUGUCCCGAAAAGGAGAAGUGCACGUUAAUAUGGAAGAUCACAGACAUGAAGAGUAUGUCCCUCCACCCAAACCUAAACUCCAAGCAUUCUCAGGAACAGGGCACAAAUUAGGCAGCCCGGCUCCAGACGUGAAGUCCAGUCAUUCAACAGAACAACGUGCCUCCCAGUCUUCCUCCAGCACACCACAACCAAUGGCAACAAGUCCACUGGACCAAUCACAGCCGGUAACCAGCAUACAGAUUAGAUUGGCUGAUGGAACGCGUAUGGUCUCAAAAUUCAACCACUCACAUACAGUUGGAGAUAUUCGGAAGUUUAUCUGUGCAUCAAGGCCUCAAAUGGCAACGCAGAGCUUUGUUCUUAUGACGACGUUCCCUAACAAAGAGCUAUCGGAUGAAACGCAGAAACUCUCUGAAGCAAAUCUCUUAAAUGCCGUCAUUGUCCAGAGGUUCAAGUGAGUGAAGACCGGAAUUUUCCAGGCGGUGGAUGAGGAAGUCUGGUAAUGAAUCAAAAACGAAACAUACCUGUGACAGGAAGAUUGUCACGUGACUGUGAAUCUGAUUACAUUCUGGAGAAUCUGAGAAGUGGAGUCGAAACCAAAGUCUGCAGUUGAUGGGGUUUACAACUUCGUUGACUUUUUAGUUACUUUCCUAUCGUUUACUGCAACAAAUAGUUUAAGCUUCGUUUAGAAGUGCUCCUCCAAGGAAAGGUAAUUGUGGCUUCUAAAAUAAAAUUUUGGUCAAAGACUG